UGCCGGUCUUAGCUCCCUCCUCAGUUUCGACCAUCGAGAUCCCAUCAUGAAGUUCUUGAAGGGUUUUUUGCUGUUCUCAGCUAUCUUGCUGGGUGCUGUCUCCUGUGAUGACAGCACGAAUCCAGACGAGUCCGCCAUCAUUGCCGACCCGAUGGACCCUCAAAUCCCUACUCCGAUGGGGAUUGACCCUCGGGCCGGUAUCCCUGCGGAAAUGGACCCUCAGGCUCCUCCUCCAAUGGGAAUGGGCCUGCAGGCCAGCCUACACCAGGCAAUGAAUCCUCAGGCUGCUCCCUCGGUGGGGAUAGCCCCCCAAACCGCUCCUUCUCAAGCCUCUUUUCAUGGGAGAGUGGACCCGCAAGCAGCUUCUUCCGUGGGAAUGAACCCACAUGCCGCUCCUUCUGUAGGAAUGAACCCGCAGGCCGCUCCUUCUGUGGGAAUGAACCCGCAGGCCACGUACCUAAUGGGAAUGGAUCUUCAGUCCCGUUUUCCCAUGGGAAUAGACCCUCAAUGGGGAAUGAUCCCUCAAGCUGCUCCUUCGGUGGGAAUAGUCCCGCAAGCUACGCCCCACGUAGAGACGAUCCCUCAAGCCGUCCCUUCCGCAGGAAUGAUGUCUUCACCCACUUUCCAGAGAAUGGAUCCGCAAGUGGCUCCCUCUAGGAGUAUGAACCCGCAAGCCGCUCCUCCUGUGGGAACGGGCCCUCCAGCCGCUCCUUCCGUGGAAACGGACCCAGAGGCCGCAGACCCUGUCAUCAAACCGGAGGCAGCCCCAGAAGAGGCGCCCUCUGACGUCAUCCCGAAACCGGAGGGCGCCGUGAGCCCGGACGAGGCGCCCUCCAAGCCCUUGACAGCCCUCCUCUACUUCAAGCCCGUGCUCGUCAUCCCGGGGGCGUCCUCGGCGGCCCAGCGCCCCUCCCCCUCGCGCUGCCGCCCCCACGACCGCCGCGGCCCCGUCAACAAGAAGACCUUCUUCGGGGGCUCCGGGUGGGGCUCCGGCCACGGCUCCGGGUGGGGCGGCGGCUACGGCGUCGACCCUUACUACGGCUACGAGCCCUUCGAUAACUACGACUCCUUCUACGCCUUCGGACCGCCCUCCUACCCGGAGCCGGAGUACCCUGAGCCCUACCCCUUCGAGCCGUACCACCGCCCUGGUUACGGGUACCCUUACUGAUCUCCAGAUGGAAAACUCUUUUGGUGUGAAUUUCAAGUUGAACUCGUGAAAUAAAACAAUUGAAUAUUUUUAAAAA
Messenger RNA from Bemisia tabaci, 1244 nucleotides. RefSeq lists its product as uncharacterized. The record is from RefSeq and is a predicted model, not a curated record. Lineage: Eukaryota; Metazoa; Arthropoda; Insecta; Hemiptera; Aleyrodidae.